Molecule: messenger RNA, 6373 nt
Organism: Pecten maximus
Lineage: Eukaryota; Metazoa; Mollusca; Bivalvia; Pectinida; Pectinidae
Exons: 24
Coding region: 241-5013 (1590 amino acids)
Biological process (GO): protein ubiquitination; signal transduction
Molecular function (GO): metal ion binding; ubiquitin-protein transferase activity; protein binding
Source: RefSeq, a predicted model, not a curated record
AUUAUGAGUAACUGCCAACUGGUAGUUUUCCUAGAAUAUGUUUGUAAAACAGUACACGGUUAUAUAAUAUGCCGUCCGAGAGUAAACAACCACCACAACUAGCAAGUGUACUUGGCUUUGAUGACGAGAUUUACUUGUUAUACGACACAGAAUGGAGAUGAGAUGGCCAGUAGAAGGAUAGUGAGGGCCUGACCACUCUGAUUAGAGAGAAUUUUGACUGUAACACCACAACUUAACAACAUGGCUAACGGACAGACCUAUGAAGAAGUUAUGAAGAAGCUGGCCGGAGGUGGACGAAGGCUUGGUGCACAUAACUUUCCUGGAGCAGUAAGACAUGAUGGCAGUCUAAUUAUGACACAGAAUAUGUGGAUAGAAAUAGCCAACACAGAGUCAAAAAGUGCACGUUCCAUGAAGAUACCCAAAGGAAGAGGUAUUGAUACAAUAUUUGUCAUCGACAUCUCGGAAAGCAUGAUGGGUCCGCCAUAUGAAAAAGCAGUAAAUGUUGUGCGAACAUUUCUAGACAUUAUCGAAAAUGUCAACCGCCGGCAUCGCCUGAGUGAAAGUGUUGCCUUGGUAACGGUUGGGCAUAAGACAGAGGUGCUGCACCACCUGACUUGUGACUAUGGGGCUCUGAGGACUCAUCUGGAUUCAAUACAGGUGGGAGGACGUACUCCUGUUAUGGCCGGUCUCUUCAUGGCUCUGUCAGCCAUUAAUGGCCGUGGCUCAAUCACAGUGAUGAAUGGAAGCCACGUCCACCCACGAAUCAUCCUACUUACCGACUCCAAGUUUACAGACUCUGAGUCAACAACUGGUCAAGACAGCAGCUGGUAUGGCCAAGAAGAGAUUAAUGAUGAGAUAUUAAAUCUAGCUGCGAGAUUGGGGGCAGAGCAUCAUCCCAUUCACUGUAUCAAUGUUGGUGAUGUGGAAAACCCUGAGAUUUUACAAAAGAUUGCGGAGGUAUCUGAUGGCAGUGUGACUGGUUGUGACAUGCUAAGUGUGAAAAAAUUGGGUCGACACUUCAAGAACAUGGCUGCAGUGACUCGAAUGCGUAGGAGCUUUUCCCUGAGUUGGAAGAACAGGAGAGAUUUUGAGAGUGUUGUACACAGCUAUGAAAGUGAUGUUGAACAGUCAGACAUAGAUGAUAUGAUGUAUAUACUCCAAUAUAAAUUGACUGACACUGUAGAGGAGGAUGCCGAGUUUUUAGACGGAUCAGCACCUGCUCUGGGCACACGAGUGAUGAGGGGACCUCAGUGGGUCAGUGGUAACCAGGAUGGAGAGGGGCCUGGCACUGUUGUCAGACAUUCACACAAACAAGGCCAUGUGUUUGUAGAAUGGGACUUUACAAGGACUAGAGGAGAGUACAGCUAUCAGGAAGGAAAGAAGCAGAUUGUUACCAGUCAGGUACAGCGAGUCCUAACGGAGGACGACUUGAUUGCAACAGGCUGUCUGGUGUGUCGUGGGGAUGACUGGCAGUGGGGUUUCCAAGAUGGAGGACCAGAAAAUGUUGGGGUUGUGUACGAUGUUCAGCAGAGUGGACUUGUACAUGUACGAUGGCCAAAUGGACAUAGCAAUUGGUACCGGUUUGGGGCCGAAGGAAUGUUUGAUGUUAGGAUAUGGGAGCCGAAUGAGGGUAUAAAUGGUGCUGGAUUUUCACCUACAGUAUUUCAACCCAGACAAGCUUUCUUACCACCAAAGCCAAACAGAACAGAGAUGGUUACUUCCGCCACUACUUUUAAAACAGAGAAACCAGCAGCCAGUGCCACACAGAAGGGUGCUGAACUACCUGAAACGGAUAACCCUAGUCCUGUAGUACCACCCAAUACCCCACCCGGGCCAGAAUCAAAACAUGCCGGUGUAUCGGGAUCGGAUUCAAAUAGGAAACAUGUGCUACCGCCGACUGACACAUCAAUGCCAUCAGCUUCACCUAUCAGUAUGGUGGGGUCCCAAUCUCGCCAACUAGACACCUCUGGGCCGAUGUCACUGAGUGCACAGACGGAUUUGUCUAUCGAUCAUGCAAUGCCCAGAAUAAAUACUGACAUUACUGAACAUUUUGGAACUGAAGCAACACGAACACACUUGAAGACACCAGAUGAACAGCCGAAUACUCCAGGUUUUCCUGUAAAGACCACAGCCACUACAUCAGUAUUGACUCAUGACCUCUCUCCUGAAGAUGCUGCUCAACCUCCACACAACAAGACUUCUGAAACAAACUCUACAUCUGGAGAAACUGCUGAUUCUAAAGAAGAUGAUGUUUUCAGACAGGAUGUUGAAUGGCACUGGUUUCAUAAAAAGAGAAAUCAAUGGGUUCCGUUCUCAGAGGCCAACAUGACUGACCUUGAGAUUGAGAAAAACAAAAAGAGGAAAAAUAGCAGCAAGACUGUCAAGAUUAAUGAUACAUGGUACCGGGUGUUCUUGAAUACCAUGAAGCUACAGAAGGUGAACAGUCGUGAAAGCACACCUGUCCGGCGAGCAAUAAUUCCUAGAGCUAUCAAAGGGAUGAGGAAGGAGAUGGUAGACAAAUAUAUGAAGCUUCUCGCGGAAGGAAGUUACCCUUCCUCCAACAUCCGUCUAAUGGUGGUGGGCAACGAUCGUGUAGGCAAGACCUCACUCUGUCGGAAUAUGCUUAAGGACAGGAAUUUUGGAAAUGUGGAAGGUACAGAUGGUAUUGAAGUAUUCGUGAACAGCUACCAAAUCAAUACCACAACCAAAGAAAAAAAGAAGCUCAUGGGAGAAACAGAACACGUGGUUGCCAUGCAGAAACUAGCAUGUGCAACUGUGUACGGGAAAUCCAAGAAAGAGAAGGAGGAGGAUAUAGAGAUGGAUGAAGGAACGAGACCAACUGAAGAGACAGAUUCAGUGCCUCAUUUUCCUCAAACUGUGUCCAUGGACCUACCAGAGACUCCACCUAUGACCUUUACCCCUACUGCUGAAUUGGAAAAUAGAAUUGAGCAGAUAAACAUAAACCAGCCUAUCGAAAUUUCCAAGACUGCCCAUACAACCAGAAGUAACUAUGUUGUAUCCAAGAAGACUGGAGAGAUCACCAUCCCCGACUAUGUAAAGAGGGAUGUCGACAUAAUCCUAGACGAAGCAGACAAGCUCAGGUCGGCAAAACAGGAGGAUAUUGCAUACCUGUCUAUGUGGGAUUUUGGCGGAGAGAAAAUUUUCUAUGACACUCACCACAUCUUUCUCAGCAAAGAUGCAGUUUAUCUCCUUUGUUUCAAUGUCAAGAAAUGCCAAGAGGACUGUGAUUUUGAACCAAUCCUGUUCUGGCUCCGUUCCAUCGCCACUUACUCCGAAUGCAGUGGAAAGUCAAGGGGACCGCCUGUUAUUCUGAUCGGUACACAUACAGACGAGUUGGAAGGAACAGAAGAAGAAAAACAGAGCAAAUUUGAAAAGAUUUGUGCCAGAAUCACUUCCAAUCCUGAUGUUCAACCCAUCAAAAGCCAGAUAAUGAACUACUUUUGUGUAGACAACACCAAGGAAGGUGAUGAGAAGUUUGACAACAUCCUAGAUGCUGUUUUAGGAGCUGCCCCACAUCAGUCACAAUGGAAGAUGGAUAUCCCCACAAAAUGGCUGGCACUUGAGCGUGAAAUCAUGAAAAUUAAGAGAGAGAGGGUUAAAACUUUUGAGGAAAUUGUUGAGCUGAAUAAGAAAAUGGAAGUACCAAUAGAGGAUGAAGAGGAAAUUCGAAUGUUCCUAAGGUACUUGCACCUGAUGGGAUACAUCAUGUACUUUGAUGAGGAUGUGGGCCUCGAUGGUCCUCAUCGCUAUAGAGAUCUCGCAAUCAUCAUUGACCCACAAUGGGUCAUCUACGCCUUCCGCAGACUCAUCACAAACCCCAAGAAUAUAGAAGGCAGGGGCUGCAAUAGAAUGGUGUUAUGGAACAGUUAUGUGAAGGAUGGCCACCUGACCACACCACUUAUUGAUGAAUUGUGGAACAAACAGAAGGAGAAGGGAGAGACAGACAAGGAAAACUUCCUCCCCUAUAAAGACCUCCUGCUGACAGUUAUGGAGAGAUUGGGACUCCUAGCACCUCCUGUUUCAAACAAAUCCCACACAGACAAUCCUGACAAUGUAGACUAUUACAUUGUUCCAAGCAUGCUGGAAGAUGUUGAUCCAAAUUGGGUAAAAGACCUUGUCGAAGGGGAAUGCUUCCUAAAGACACCAACACUACGUCUGACAUUAGGACAGCAGUUCAUUUCACUACCUGUAUUCCAUAAACUGUUGGCUGUUUGUUUGGCUAAAUUUAAACUGCCAACAAGCUUGGUCCUUCCAAAGCAAAGGGAAGACGACUUCAGCCCAUCAGAUUGCAUCAAGAAAGGUUUUGGCUGUUUAAAUGUGUCUGGAGCCUGGAAAGUUAUUUUGGCAUACAGUAACUCUGCCAUUAACAUCACACUAUUCACUUACAACGAUGACGAAUCUGUGGUACGAGCUGGGGUUGGAGUCUCUGUGCGCCAAUUUCUUCAAGACACUUUAGUUGAUGUCCUCAGACUGCAGGGACAAAAUACAGAGAAUCUGACUGUCAAGUAUUGUUUUGGUUUUGACAUCUUAAACGGAAAUCGACAAGGGGACUUUGCAUCCAAGGAGGAGAUUGAAAGUCUAAAAGAAAUAGAAAAAAUCUUCAUACAAACCAGAUAUCUGAGAAAAGCUGACAGUAAACUGUGGUUCUGUACCGACGCAGAAAUGGAUGAGCCUAUCCCAGUGGCCAAAUUCCUACCAUUAAAGAAGCAGAGACUUAUCCCGGAGAGAUCGCACCUGAUCAGGAUUAGUAAGUUUGUGUGUCUUAAGGGUGACCGAGAGAAGGAGUGCUUUGGUUUUGGGCUGGGACUUGAGAAAAAUCACAUCGACACCAUCCUGAGUGACUACCAGGGCACAGAAGAACAGGCAUACAGGAUAUUGUUGAAGUGGAAGGAAGUACACAGCAAGGGCACAAUUGGUGACAUCAUCAAGGCAUUGAGAAAGUAUGAACUAGACUGUGGAUUUUUCUACAAAAAAGGGAAAGUAUUUGAUUGAAUGGUGGUUCAAAUCACAAUAUAUAGUUCAAUAUUGUGUUACUAAAACCACUUCUCCAGCAGGAUUCAGGUUUCAAUAGAGGAAUCAGAUACAUGUAACAUGACUUCAUGUAUGAUUCACCGAUCUGUGACUGAAAUGACCCAUUCUGAUUGUACUAGUCACAAGUGAAUUGUAUUCUGAUUGGUUAGUUUAUUGGUUUAUCAAAUGCUGAUUGGCCAAUUCACAACUGGUAACUAUGGUAACCUAUUCAGAUCAGACCAGUCACAAGUGGUUUUGUAGUCAAACAUGGCAAUACAUUCAUCAGAGAGUAACACAAUCUGAUUGGACAAGUUAUACCAUGUGACUAAUUAUAUCAUAACCUGAAGAGCAGCAGCAUUCAAUGAAGUGGUGGAUUCAGUGUUACAUAACCUUGACAAAAUGGUGGCGAAGAUAUUGUGAGCUCUGACACAUGAUCAUUGUUGUGAACAGAUAUGUGUGACAAUAGUAUGCACAUCCACUCAAAUGUAAAGUUGUUGUGAUUGGCUCUCAGUUUUACGAGGGUUAAAAUGUAUCUGCAUUUAAUCUUAGACCAUCAUCAUAUUAACUAGACUGGCAAUUUAACAUCCUUCACAAUGAAUACAAAUAGGAUAUAUCAUUGUGUAUAUGCCAAACUUAAUGUGUGGAGCUAAAGGUGUGUUUUCACAAAAGUGGGCUUUCUGAACGAGUAUUGAUCAAAGGAUGCUGGGCCAGUAUGAGAGUACCUUGAAUGUGAAACAUUCAUGUCAUAAGGAAUUCUGCUGAAUUUCCAUCUACUGUAAUAGCUUAAGUUGAGAAUUAAAAAAAAAAGUUUUACUCUAAAUCUAACUUUUUUAAAGUUUUCUAAAGAAAUCUUUAAAAGAUUAUGGAUUAAGACAUGUGAUGUAAAAUUAGAUACCAUGAUAGUAUAUCGCUAUAUAGAAGCAAUAUUUGAUGACAGCAUACCUAUGAAUAGGCACUGUUUUCAGGUGACCAGGUGAUGGUACAUGUGAUGGAUAUAGAUCCUUAAUGUCAUGUUUUGUUAAUUGCAAGAAGAUUUACCAAAGAAAAAGAACUUAUUAAGUUGUAAUAUAUUAGUAGAUAUCAUUCAGCAAGCUUUAGUUGGAGAGACAUCAGGCAUGCUAAUUUGCAUACAAGGUGGAGGAAAUGUACUCUCAUUUGAGUUUGGAGAACAGUGUAUUUUUCUCUGCUUUUCAAUAAAUUUCUGAAGCCGAAUUUCAUGAGCUAUAACUGUAAUUGGUGAGUUUAAAGAGUGAACAGGGUAUAUAUAGAGGUUACACAACGAGUGGUUGUUGGAUAUGGAAUUUAUUUCACACGAGUAAGUUAUUUUUUUAAAGUUACAAAA